GAGCCAUGGAAAGGAACAUGAAGGGAAGAGGUAAGAUAGAGAUCAAGAAGAUAGAGAACACCACAAACAGGCAAGUUACCUUCUGUAAGCGUCGUAACGGUCUUCUUAAGAAGGCUUACGAGCUCUCCGUCCUCUGCGACGCUGAGGUGGCGCUGGUCAUCUUCUCCAGCCGCGGUAGACUCUACGAAUAUGCCAACAAUAGCGUAAAGGGAACUAUUGAGAGAUACAAGAAGGCUAGCUCUGAUCAUUCCAAUACCAGAACGAUUUCUCAAACAAAUUCACAGUAUUACGAGCAAGAAGCCUCAAAACUUCAUCAGCAAAUCACUAAUUUGCAGAACUCAAACAGGAAUUUGAUGGGAGAGGCUCUCAGCACAAUGAACUUAAGGGACCUCAAACAACUAGAAACUAGACUGGAGAAAGGCAUCAGCAAAAUAAGAUCUAAAAAGAAUGAGUUGCUGUAUAAUGAGAUCGAGUACAUGCAGAAGAAGGAAAUGGAGCUGCAAAAUGAUAACAUGUACUUACGAAAUAAGAUUGCUGAGAAUGAGAGAGUGCAGCAGCAUCAGAUGAACAUGCUGCCUUCAACAAGAAAUGAUUGUGAAGUUAUGCCUCCAUUUGAUUCUCGAAGCUUUCUGCAAGUAAAUCUUCUUCCUAGCAACAGACACCACUGGCAUCAACGCCAAAGUACGCCGCCGUUGCCGACGGUCGCGGCAUCGGCAUCGGUAUCGGCAUGUGAGGCGGCGGCGGCGGCGGCUCGCAAUCAUUGCGAAGCCUGGCUUUCUUCGCCCACCCGAUUCCCUCUCCAUCCCCAACCCCCGCCCUGGUCUUCAAUCGCCCGAACAUCUGCGGAUCUUCGAAAACCUUCAGCAAAAACCCAAGCAUCUGAAGCGGCCUCCUCUCCGUCUCCCGCACUCGCCUCCACAUCCUCUCCAGCCUAUCCUCAAUCGCCUUCUGCUCCUGCUUCAGCCUCAACACCUCCAUCGCCACAGCCUCAUCUUCUUCAUCAAUCUCAAAAUCCUCUACCCUUCCCUUCCUCUUCCGCACGAUAUGGCACAACAGCUGCGUCUGCCCACGGAGAAACGACCCGUGCGCAAACUCCCAUCGAUCCGGUUCAACCUUCCUGAAUCCCUGCAAAACCCCCCCGAAAUCCUGCCAUCAGGACGAAAUAACAAAUAAAUAACCCCUAAACUAGAUCAAACAAGAUCGCACAUAAGUGUUGAGCUGACGGACGAAGCUAGAGAAAUUGCUGUGUUUGAAAUAGGCGGGAAGCA
Dendrobium catenatum is the source of this 1268-nucleotide messenger RNA. RefSeq names its product MADS-box transcription factor 3-like. Lineage: Eukaryota; Viridiplantae; Streptophyta; Magnoliopsida; Asparagales; Orchidaceae. Gene Ontology annotation, molecular function: DNA-binding transcription factor activity, RNA polymerase II-specific; RNA polymerase II cis-regulatory region sequence-specific DNA binding; protein dimerization activity. Gene Ontology annotation, biological process: positive regulation of transcription by RNA polymerase II. Gene Ontology annotation, cellular component: nucleus. The transcript is spliced from 8 exons. The coding region runs from base 6 to 1121 and encodes 371 amino acids. The record is from RefSeq and is a predicted model, not a curated record.